AUGCAAAGAGUUGUAUACUACAGUUCACGGGAAUUGAAUAACGGGAAUAGUCAGUGGGUUUCUGAUUGGCUACUAAAGAAUAAAGGUACUUGUCGCCGUAUAGGUUUUGGGUUAGCUGUAGCACUCGGGGUCUACAUAUUAGGACCUAGCAUUGGGAAUUGGAUAUUCGGAGACAGGUUUAAGAAGAUGUUUGGUAGCAGCAGUAAGCGUAGCGAUAAAUUCACUACUGGGUUGAUUAACAACCGGAACGAUUGCUUUGCCAAUUCGUCUGUGCAAGCUCUCUCAUCUCUAGUGUUUUUGACCAAAUAUUUGAAUGAGAUUUUGAGGCAGACUCAGCAUCUGACGACACUGCUGGAUUCUAAUGCGCAACAAAAGAGUUUGGAAGAAAACGAAAGAGAGAGUUUGGAUGAGCAAGACGACCAGGUUGUGCCACCGAGCAGAGAGAAUGCGAAUGCAUUGCCACCACAGAAGAGACCUGCUCUCUGGAAAGCUCACACCAGCACAAAUACACUCUGCACAUUACGAUUCCAAGACACUGCAACUCCUAAAGGCGGACUCUCUGAGCAGUCAUCAUUGAAUGGAGAAGAGUCGGAUCACUCAGAACAUUCAUUAGACAUCGAAUCGGAUAACUUCACCGACAAGAAUGAACAAGAAGAACUGGAGUCCCAGACGCAUUCGGAUGCUUCUUCAAAGGAUAUUCCUAAGAUCCCAUUGCAUGAAUCCUUGGCUCAAAUUCUCUACCAGUUGCAACAAACUGUAAAUGCAGAACACCACAUCUCCAUUUGGCCAUUUUUGAGAGUAAUAGAAGGUAUAUUCAAAGCCAAAAUAUCUACCGGUCAAAAUGACGCUCACGAACUAACCCAAGUUAUAUUACAAACUUUAGAAAAAGAGAAUCUCGCUUUAAAAAAGUUCGUCACGGCCAAUUCAUUAGACGUAAUCAUUCCAACCUUCCCGGUACACGGUUCAUUAGCUGAUAGUCUCUUUUGUUUGAGCUGCGGUGAGUCGUCCAAGGUUAAUGUGCACGGUUUUUCAAUGUAUUCGAUGCCGGUUCCUCAAUUAAUUAAUGCUAAUCUAUCUCAAAUGAUUUCUGAUAACCAAACGGAUCAGAUUAGCGGGUACUCAUGUUUAUGUUGCAAGCUGAGAGCUAUAUUAGCUAACGAAAAGAAUCGAAAUUUUAGUAAUAAUUCCGAAGAAGAAAAUGCCAUAUUGAAAGAAUUGGAGGAACUUCUUCCAAAUGCGUUUAUAAAUGAUGAUUUACCUGGCCAUUUGAGCAAUUACGUGAACUCUUACAACAAGGACGGCAUGAAAACCUCUGAAAUCAAAUCGACCAUCGUAAAAAAGACUGUGGUUGUUGAUUCUCCCGAUGUCUUGAUUCUCCAUCUAUCACGCUCUGUAUUCAAUGGAAUGGGAUACCAAAAAAAUACAUGCAAUGUGGCAUUCGACGAGGAACUUAAUGUAAAUCGUCAAAUCAUCGAGAACAAUAAAUGUGUUGGCAUCAAAAACGAAACUUACAAACUAAAAUCUGUAUUAAGACAUCAAGGCUCGCACGCUGCUGGCCACUACGAAUGCUAUAGGCACAAGCCCGACUUUAUGAAAGACAUAGAUACUAACCAAGUCAUUAACAAAACUCCAAUUGUUGAUUUUGGUAUAGCAUCUAACAAACUGGCAGCUGAAAUUUGGAAUCAAGCAGUUAUGAAUUCAAACAAAUCAGAUUCUUGCUCUAUCGACUCAGAAGAUUCCAUUUCAUCUAAUGUACCUUUCAGGUCCGUAUUUUUAGACUCACCAAACUGUGCUGUUGUCACAGAAGAUGACUACGUUAUUGGAAGCACAGAAUUUUCUUCUGGAUCCGGCAACAACGCACAUAGUAACGACCUUGGAAAUAUGAGUACCAAUGGUGUUUCCAGGACCCCUUCGACGUUAAAGAGAAUGACAGGUUUCUUAUCCAGAAGAAGUUCUGUGUCAGUCCCUGAGCCAAACAGCCAAACACUAGCAACACCUAACUCGGUCGCGAUGUCAGUGAGUGCCAGUGGCCCCUCCAUUAUAUCUAAUAACUCUCCAAUUCUCUCCCCUCCUCCGGCACAUACAGGAAACCGUUCAAGAUUCAACAGUAUAUCUUCGAUGAAAACAGGCAGAUCAAUGUCGAUUACAUCAAGUAAUGGCAGUAUCGAUUCGAGUACUGACCAGGUUACAAAUACAAGUACAACAGAGGUUGAUACCGAAACUGAACAAGAAGGUGCCCUAAAAAAGACUAGAAAAAGACGUUUAAAGAAAUUGAAGAGUGUUGUAAAGUAUCCAUGGUGGAGAAUAUCAGACACAAAAGUUAAAGAAUGUAGAGUGGGUGAUGUCUUGGCUGAAACCCGCUUCGUAUACAUGCUAUAUUAUGAAAAAGUUCAGAAUUAG
This is a messenger RNA of Kluyveromyces marxianus DMKU3-1042, 2400 nucleotides long. RefSeq names its product putative ubiquitin-specific protease UBP16 (gene UBP16). Gene Ontology annotation, molecular function: cysteine-type endopeptidase activity; cysteine-type deubiquitinase activity. The record is from RefSeq and is a predicted model, not a curated record. Gene Ontology annotation, cellular component: nucleus; cytosol. Bases 1 to 2400 code for a protein of 799 amino acids. Gene Ontology annotation, biological process: protein deubiquitination. The transcript has a single exon. NCBI's taxonomy places the organism in Eukaryota, Fungi, Ascomycota, Saccharomycetes, Saccharomycetales, Saccharomycetaceae.